UUAAUUUUUAUUGUGAAAGGGGAGGCGGCCACGCGCUGGAACGGAACGGCUGGCUGAGCGCGCGCGCCACUAGUUCACUCUGUGGUCACGAGCGAGCUGUGACACUGCGGUGAGGAGGAGGUGGACAUGUCAACCAGGUGGUACCGAGACCCGAGCGGGGAUCGGAACCGGAGAGAGGAGUCCAUGGACGGGCAGGCGGGGCGGCGCAGGCAGAGCGGCACCGGAAACCGAACCUUCACGGCUCGAGCUUUUUCCAAAGAUUCACUGAAGAGGAGUCUGUCAGCAGGCGAGGACAAUUUCCCAACAGUUCUGCCCGUCCUGCUGGAUGUGGUCCGAGGUCCGGACCGUCUGGCUGCAGAUGAGGAGUCACAGGAACUGCUUAGAGAGAAACUGCGCCUCCUGGAGGCGGACUGUGCCGGAGUCAACAGCCUGUUUGUGGAACUGUCAGCUCAACUGGUCUCAAUCAACAGUGAAGAAAAAUCCAUUUGUGUGACAUUCAAAACAUUCAAGGAAAUAUGGAAAUUCACCACAUAUUACACCACAGGUCUCCUGGGUCACUGUUUGGAGGAUUUGUUGUUGGAUGAAAAAGUCUGGCUCAGUUCUUUGGAGGAGGAUGUUGCUAUUGAGGUUUCUAUUCAAGAGGAAACUCUUAAUCUCCUCUACAAAGGGAUCUUGAUGCAAGAAGGUUCUCUGUUCGGGAGUUGCAGCGUCAGCCAGAUGUUUGACAGCUCCACCUCUGGUGCAGACCUGUACCUGGAACAGGGAGACAUCGCCCAGUUUGAGCCGCCCUUCCUCGGCUCAGGAUGGACCGUCCUCUGUCUGGCCGAUGGAGCUCGGGGCACAGCGCCCAAACCGGCUCUGGAGCCAGUCAUCCCUUUCCAUCAAUGGUUUCUCAAAUCCUGUGGAGAAAGUAUUCUGGUCGGUGAUGGGAAACCUGCCUGUGACUUUCCUUUGCAGUUUGCCAGAGGGAAGUGUGUGGCCACACAGAUGCACGACGCUGAGUGUCCGGAUGAGCUGAGCGUGGCGCCUGGCGACGUCAUUAUCAUCAUGGGACUUCUAGUUUCAUGUUUUGACUGGUUCACCGGGAAAAAGGAGGCCACCGGAGAAGUUGGUCUUGUGAAGACGAGCUUUGUGGAAGUUUCCUCUGAAACCUCAGACUCAGAAGACGUGUUCUUGGACUCAAAGGAAUGGAUGUUCAACACUCAGAAAGAGGAAGAAAUCAUCAAAGAAUCAAUUGAUGAGUUAAAGAGAAAAUCUCUGAAUGAUGUCGGUCAAAACUACAAACUAGAUACUAUCCAUUACCAAGACUCUGAAAACAAAACAAGAUCUCCAGACACUAAACCUUCACCAAAAAAACUCAGGAAAUAUAUCCGGAGGAUUCUAGCUCCAGAGAAAUAUUCCUCUUUAGCUUCUUCAGUAAUCGAGAAUGAAGUUCUAGAAGACACUAAGCAGACAGCACGCCUGCCCUGCUUUACGGUUCUACCAGUUGUCGAUGGAGAAAACUUUAUCGAGAACUUCAGUCCCUUCUUUUCCUUUUUGGAUGGACAAGAUUUCAAAGAGGAGUUUGCUGUUUUGUAUGGUCUGAGUUCUGAGAAUCUUAGCUCCACCUUCUUUGAAGGUCACGCAGACGACGACGAGCUUAUUUCCUUCCUGGGUGUUGCCAGGGAAACGGCCAGGAAGAGACGCCUCUACUGGAUGCAAACGCGUUUGUGUUUCCUGCUAGGCAAGUUCUGUGCCGGCAAGUUGAAGUUCAGCCAAGCACGCGUUUACUUCGAGGAGUCUCUUGGUAUCCCGAGAGAAACCUUCACGGACCUCCGGCUGCUGGCCAGCAUCUACUCUAACCUGGCCACCAUUUAUCUCCUGCAGAAAAACAGAGACAGCUUCUUUGGGGUCGCUGAGCGCCUCAGUGCCUUCCUGCUGGGAGUCCCUGAUUGCUUGAAAAGCUUAGAGGACAACAUGGUUCUGAAAUAUAUGCUAAAGAAAGCGGUUCUCGCUCACAACAGAAGGGCGGAGGCUCGCGCUUGUUAUCUGCUGGCGAAGCACCACUGGAUCAAAGGAGAGGGGAAUCAGGUGAUUCCUUACUUGGAAAGGCUUCUUGUUGUUUGGGAUGAAGCUCAGAGAAAAGAAGACGUUUCUCCUAGUCAUGGAUACCUGGUUUUAGGAGAGCUGUACAGAAAAUUCCACCUUCUCCACCUCAGCACCAGCUCUGCCAGGAGAGCGUCUCUACAGCCCUCUGCCUCUCUGUCGGACCGCCUCGGCAGCAUGAUGUUGGUUCUGACAACAGAUGGGGAGGCGUCUGUUCCACCUCGGCUGGCUCCGUAUUUAUACCGCUCGCUUGCUUUCAUUGAGGUCCAGGAAGAAGAAGGAGCGGGUCUUCAUCACCGUGCUCUGAGCCAUCAACUCACCCUGUCUCUCUGCCAACUGUUCUACAAGUACAAAAUGAUUGACCACGCGAUCCACCGUAUGCAUUCUCUCAUCAAAAGCAAGUGGUCCUCAAAGGAAGUCUCAGUGUCAGACAGGAACAGCGCCCUCAUCUGGCUGGCGUGGCUUCACAUUGAGAACCAUCAGCCCUCUAUUGCUCUAGACAUCCUGAACCUGUUCUUAGCGUCCACGUCUGAAGACUGCAAAUCCCCUCAACAAGGAGUGGUCUUGAACAUGCGCGGUGUGGCACUCCGCUGCAUGGGCGACCACCGCAGCGCCGCAGAGAGCUACCAGGCCGCCGUGGACGUCUGCAGGGAGUACGAAGACAUGCCAAACUGGGCCGUGGCUCAGGCUAAUCUGGGCCUGCUGUUCCUGAAGGCGGGCGCUAAAGGGUUAGCGCAGAGGAAGCUGACUGAGGCGCUUCAGCUCUUCUCGGAGCUCAGUGAGGAGAACCACGAGGCGAACUUCAUCGCCGUGCUGCUAGAGCUCGGACAGCACUACGUGGAGCAGCGGCAGGUGGAGUUUGGGAAAGGAUGCUACGAGUGGGCUCUGCUGCUGGCCAUGAAAGCCAAACUGGCAGAUUAUCAGCUCAGGGCAACCAGACACCUGUGUCAUCUGUACGAACAUGAGAGUCCAGACCAGACCCAGUGCAUCAUCUACAACCGGCACCUGAUCCAGCUGCUGAGAUGCUCUGGAAACAGAGCCGAGGAGGGAAACGCACUGGAAGCAAUCAGCCAGUUGUACCUGGCUCUGGGCACAGACAGGGCGUACCGGGCCGCUCUGGACUACACGAAAAGCAGUCUCAUGAUCUUCAUCGACCUGGGCUGGAAGGAGAAAGAAGCGUACGGCUGGCUGAAAGCGGGGAAGAUCCACCACCUACUCGGCCAAACCGAGCUGGUGGACAUCUACGUUCAGGCAGCCCAGGAUGUGGCUCUGAGCACCGGAGACACCGGCUUCAUCCUGAAUCUUCUGGAAGCUGCAGGAGACAUCUUCUGGGACAGCUGUCAGGACUACGAGAAGGCCGUCACCUUCUACAGAGACCGGGCUCUGCCCAUUGCAGUGAAGAUCAGCAGCACUCAGUCCAGACUGAGGCUGAGCAACAAGCUGACUGAAGUCAUGCUCGCUCUCAAGUCCUACAGUGAGGCUGCGGAGUUUGCCCACACUGCUGUUGACAUCAGCGCCAGUGCGGGACUGCGUCUGAAUGAGCGAGUGGCCUACCAUCGGCUAGCCUUUGUGUACCAACACCUGGAACAGUCUGAGCUAGCAGAACACUACUACCUGAAGGCACUGGCGCUCUGUCCAAGUCCUCUGCAGUUUGACGAGGAAACGCUGUACUAUGUCAGGGUGUACCAGACACUUGGAGACAUCAUAUUCUACCACCUGAAGGACCCAUUCGAUGCCGCUGGAUACUACCACCUGGCUCUGGCUGCAGCAAUGGAUCUGGGCAACAAGAGGUCCCAGCUGCAGCUGUGCACGCGCCUCGCCACCAUUUACCACAACUUCCUCAUAGACCGGGAGCGCUCCCUGUUCUUCUACCAGAAGGCCAGAAGCUUUGCCACAGAGUUAAACGUGAAACGAAUCAACAUCUCAGCAGAUCGGCAGCACGUCAGCAUGUUUCAGCACAGCACACAGUAGGCUGGAUCAGCUGUGACCAAAAGGAUAAUCAGACCAACUGUUUGUUUGUGAGAGAAAGAGAGACAAAUCACUUUGAGAGAAAUUUAUAUUUGAUUAUAACUCCGAAGAAGAAAUCUUAAUGUUUGUCAAAGGAUUACAAUUAUUUUUUAAAUGUAGAUCAAAUCUAAGGUGUGACACCCCUAAACUUAUCUAGUAAAAGUUACAACAAAGCUGC
Messenger RNA from Oryzias melastigma (Indian medaka), 4270 nucleotides. Its product is annotated as SH3 domain and tetratricopeptide repeat-containing protein 1. Bases 127 to 4056 code for a protein of 1309 amino acids. The record is from RefSeq and is a predicted model, not a curated record. Gene Ontology annotation, molecular function: protein binding. Lineage: Eukaryota; Metazoa; Chordata; Actinopteri; Beloniformes; Adrianichthyidae. The transcript is spliced from 19 exons.